GUAAUCUUCAUGUCACAUAUAUAUCGGCGAAUGUGUUGAACAUCAUAUGUAUGCGUGAAAAUUUUUAUUUUUCUUUUUUUUUCAUUGUAUUACGUCAACUGCUUAUCUGCACAAUUUUACUUAAUUAUUGUAACUGAAAAUUAUCGUCGUAUCAGAUGUUGAGUGCGAAUGUGAUAAAAGAUAUAAAACAUUGACUAUAUAAGCAUCUGUUAAAAAGAUUUGGUGUCAUUUGAACUCGAAGAAGGUGAAAUCUCUUAGAUAAAGCGAAUCUUUUUUGUAUUGACGAAAUGACAAGACGGAUAGCUGUGGUUACUGGUGGAAACAAGGGAAUUGGCUUUGCUAUUGUCAAAUUGCUGUGUCAACAAUUCAAUGGGGAUGUUUAUUUAACAGCUCGUGACACUACUCGUGGUUUGAGUGCUAUUAAAGAAUUGGAAAAGCAAGGCUUUAAACCAAAAUUCCAUCAGUUGGAUAUCAGUGAUGAUGACAGUGUCACAAGGUUCCGAGAUUACUUGCAGAAUAUACAUGGUGGUUUGGAUGUACUGGUUAACAAUGCUGGCAUAGCAUUUAAAAUGGAUGCUGCAGAGUCUUUUGCGGUCCAAGCAGAGGAAACAAUUAGAGUAAACUACUUUGGCUUACGUAGAGUGUGUGCUACUCUCUAUCCAUUACUCAGACCACAUGCUCGAGUGGUUUUUAUGUCCAGUAGCGCUGGACGUCUGUCUAACAUUACUGGCAAGGCAUUAAAACAGAAAUUGGCCAAUCCAAAGCUGACUGAAGCAGAAUUAGAUAAAAUUAUGCGUGACUUUGUCAAGACUGCAAAAUCUGGCAUGCAUGUACAAACUGGAUGGUCAAAUUCUGCAUAUGUAGCAAGCAAAAUCGCCAUCUCUGCUUUAGCUGGUAUUCAUCAAAACAUGUUUAAUGCAGAUCCCCGAGAAGACAUCGCAGUAAAUGCAGUACAUCCUGGUUAUGUUGAUACUGAAAUGACAAGCCAUAAGGGAACUUUAACACCAGAGCAAGGAGCCGCAGUCCCAGUUUUUUGCGCUCUGUUGCCAGAGAAUACGGAAAUAAAAGGAAAAUAUAUCUGGUCUGAUAAAACAGUAUCGGACUGGAAGUAAUAAUAUAUAGCAGGACCUGACCCCUUUUACUAACAUUCCUAUAAUGCAUGACAGAUCAUACAAAUGGUAAUAAAGGUUUGUUGAGUGACACUAUUUUUUUAUCAUAUUAAAAUUAUUAAAAUUACACUUUUACUUACAUUUAUAAUACUACAUUUAUAAUAUAUUUAUAGUCAAUAAAGAACAAGAAUAGAGUUCAUGAAACAAGUA
Messenger RNA from Pogonomyrmex barbatus (red harvester ant), 1319 nucleotides. Its product is annotated as carbonyl reductase [NADPH] 1. NCBI's taxonomy places the organism in Eukaryota, Metazoa, Arthropoda, Insecta, Hymenoptera, Formicidae. The record is from RefSeq and is a predicted model, not a curated record. Gene Ontology annotation, molecular function: carbonyl reductase (NADPH) activity.